GACACCUCACCUACUUGCACUCUCUCUCCUCUCUUUCUCUCUCCUUCUGCUCGUACAUUUUACAUUAUUAUAUUUUUAUUUUAAUUUGUGUAUUCAUGCAUUUCGCAUUUCUUGGGGGAUUAUAUAUUAUUGCAAGUACAUUGAAGACUGCUCUGUGCAAAGGAGAAAAGGGUUUUCUUCUUCCCUUUCUUUUCCUCUCUUUUUAUUUUUUGGUUUUUACCCUUUUUUUUCCCUUUGGGGUUGUGGCGUUUGUUUCGUCGUCGUUCAAUUGAAUCGAAUCGAAGUGUUUGGCGAUUUACACCGUGGAAUGCUAAUAUUGAUUGAGAUCUUGAUCUGGGCUUUCGUUUUGUUGAGGGAUUUUGCUGUUUUUCCUCUUGUUUGGGGAUUUUCGUCUCUGGAUCAUCUUCAGCCAUGCCUGCUCUUGUUAAUUACCGAGGCGAUCACAGUGAUUUCCACGCCGGAGGUUACUCCUGCGCCGGCGACUCCGGCGUCGUCUUCUCCAUCGCCUCCGGCGUCGAGGUCUACUGCCCGCCGCGGAAGCGCUCGCGGAUCGCCGGGCCGUGGAUCGUCGGCGGGGAAUCGUUCCACGACAAGCGCCCGUCUCUCGACGGGCUGCCGGACGAGUGCCUUUUCGAGAUUCUCCGGCGGCUGCCCGCCGGACGGGAGAGGAGCAUCUCCGCCUGCGUCUCCAAACGCUGGCUGACGGUGCUCAGCAACGUCCGGACCUCCGAGUUCUCGCAGGGCUCCGCCGCCGGCGCUCCGGCGGCCGACGAGGAUGCUGACAUGGAGUGCGACGGAUGUCUCACGAGGUGUGUGGAAGGGAAGAAAGCAACCGAUCUAAGGCUCGCCGCCAUUGCCGUCGGAACUUCCGGCCGCGGCGGGCUUGGAAAGCUUUCGAUCAGAGGAAGCAGCUCUUUUCCGGCGGUCAGCGACGCCGGCCUGGCGGCGAUUGCCCGCAGCUGCCCGUCGCUUAGGGAUCUUUCGAUGUGGAAUGUAGCUUCAGUCACCGACGACGGUCUCUUUGAAAUCGGCCGCGAAUGCCGAUCGCUGGAAAAGCUCGAUCUCUGCCAAUGCCCGUCGAUUUCGAACAAGGGCUUAUCUGCAAUCGCCGAAAACUGCCCUAACAUUACAGCAUUGACAAUCGAAUCGUGCCCGGGAAUCGGGAACGAGGGUCUUCAAUCAGUGGCGAAGUUCUGCCGAAAAUUACAGUCGAUUUCGAUCAAAGACUGCGGCCGCGUCGGCGAUCAGGGCAUUGCUAGUUUAAUGUCGUCGGGAUCGUCAGCAUUGACGAAACUGAAGCUUCAGGGCCUAAACAUCGGCGAUUAUUCGAUCGCCGUAAUCGGGCAUUACGGAAAGGCGAUUACGAAUCUCGUCUUGUCGGGACUUCAGAAUGUGAGCCAGAAGGGCUUUUGGGUGAUGGGCAAUGCCCGCGGAUUACGCACAUUGUUGUCGUUGACCAUCACCGCGUGCCGCGGAUUGACAGAUACGAGCCUCGAAGCUGUCGGAAAAGGCUGUCUGAAUUUGAAACAUAUGUGCCUUAGGAAAUGCUCGAUCGUCUCCGAUAAAGGGCUCGUUGCUUUUGCGAAGGCCGCAGGCGUUCUCGAGAGCUUACAAUUGGAGGAGUGUAAUAGAAUUACUCAAAUCGGAAUGUUGACGGCGCUUUCGAGCUCGAGCUUUAAAUUGAAAAGCGUUGCGGUAAUAAAGUGUAUGGGAAUUAAGGAUUUAGCUUCGGAUUAUCCGACGAUGUUGUCGCCGUGCGAGUCGCUCCGAUCGUUGUCGAUUCGGAACUGUCCUGGGUUCGGGAGCACGAGCUUGGCGACGGUCGGGCGGCUCUGCCCGCAGCUCCAGCAAUUGGAUCUAAGCGGGCUUCGUCGGAUCACCGAUGAUGGCCUCCGGCCGCUCGUCGAGUGUUCCGAGAAGGGACUUGUAAAGGUCAAUCUAAGCGACUGCUCGAAUCUAACCGACGAAGUGGUGUUCGCGCUAACGAGAAUGCACGGCGAGACGCUCGAGCUGCUAAAUCUCUGCGGUUGUUCGAAAAUUACCGACGCAAGUCUUGCCGCGCUCGCAAACGCCUGCCCGUUGCUCAACGAUCUCGACGUUUCGAAGUGUCGUGUUACUGAUUCGGGUGUCGUCGCGCUGUCGCGCGGUGUGCAGUCGAAUCUGCAGAUCCUAUCAUUGUCGGGAUGCUCGAUGGUGUCGAACAAGAGCGCCCCGGCGCUCGAGAAGCUCGGAACGACGCUCGUCGGGCUGAAUCUCCAGCAUUGCCAUUCGAUCAGCGGCCACGCGAUUGAGUUGCUUACCGAGAGCUUGUGGAGAUGCGAUAUUCUGUCGUAAAAUCGAGUAGCUUUUUUCCCGCCGCCGCUGCGCUCGACUUGAUUCGAUUGGACUCGGUUGUUUUCCGGAGAGACCCGGGGGCGAACACCCACUUUUUUUGCAGGCUGCCUUGUAUUUGACAAGCCUGUUGAAACCUUUUUAGCCGAACCCGUCGAUCAUCGAUUGAUCAGAUCGGCUGCCCCCGUUUUGUUCGCCUCCGGUCUCUUGCACUAAACUGGGUCUGUCCCGAUUUCAGGUUUCCCAUCGCGGCGCUCUCCACCCGAGUUUGUAUCAUCGAUCGUUUAUUUUGCUCGUAUGUGUCCGUUUCAAGUGUUUCGAUUUCGAUGUUCGGGUUUAAGGUUAGGUUAAGUUAAGGUAGUGUGUCGUGGAAGACGGUUUGCCGAGUAGUUGCGUUGUCGGUGCCCGAUUUUAGAGCGAGGAAGCCGCCUCUCCGUCGAGGGAUCGACGGCCGCCGCCGGAACAGCCAUGGCUGUUUUUUUUUUUACGUUCUCCGGCGGUGGUUUUUGGAUGAGAUUUUCUUACUAGUUGUAGUAAGUUAAGUCUUGUUUGUUUUGGUGCUUUUUCGCUCUAUUUGAGUGUGUUCAUUGUACUAUGCAACUGCUCAAUUCCUUUUUCCACAUAUGUAAUGUAAUGUAAUGUAAUGAAGUGUAAUUUUAGUGAUGUAAUGAAUAAACUUGUUGUUUGUGUCAA
Molecule: messenger RNA, 3024 nt
Organism: Andrographis paniculata
Lineage: Eukaryota; Viridiplantae; Streptophyta; Magnoliopsida; Lamiales; Acanthaceae
Product: EIN3-binding F-box protein 1-like
Exons: 2
Coding region: 412-2334 (640 amino acids)
Biological process (GO): SCF-dependent proteasomal ubiquitin-dependent protein catabolic process
Cellular component (GO): SCF ubiquitin ligase complex
Molecular function (GO): protein binding
Source: RefSeq, a predicted model, not a curated record